Musa acuminata AAA Group (dessert banana) is the source of this 3745-nucleotide messenger RNA. RefSeq names its product mitochondrial import inner membrane translocase subunit TIM44-2-like. Gene Ontology annotation, cellular component: mitochondrial inner membrane. The transcript is spliced from 13 exons. NCBI's taxonomy places the organism in Eukaryota, Viridiplantae, Streptophyta, Magnoliopsida, Zingiberales, Musaceae. The record is from RefSeq and is a predicted model, not a curated record. Gene Ontology annotation, biological process: protein import into mitochondrial matrix. Gene Ontology annotation, molecular function: protein-folding chaperone binding. Bases 2182 to 3438 code for a protein of 418 amino acids.
CCAAGUUACUUUACUGGUCUUACAUGGUGCCAUGAGGGAUAGUAAUUGUAGAAUAAAUGUACCGAGCUUCUUGGUAUAUGGUUGGAACAUAAAUACUGUUUAAUUGUGAAUUAGACUUGGUGUCAUAUAUCGAAUUUGAAUUCAUCUAUUUUCCUAGUUAUUUUGUAAAGAUGAAUAUCUUCUUUUGAAGAAAUGUAUCUAUUCUUAUAUAUGUGCUAUAUAUGUGCCUCUUUCUAUCUCUAUAACAUAGAGAAGUUUCUAUAUUAAUACUUCAUUGUUGAUUCAUACACUUUUAUGCUCUUUUUUUAUUUAUCUAAUACCUCAAUUAUUGUCUUUUCUGCAACGAACUUUUCAUUUUAUAUCUUCUGCAUGCAUUAGCUGGAUGUUAAUUACUUCUUGAUUUUAAUUUAUUCUUUAUAAGAUCCCUUUUCAUGGAGAAAAGAGCUUUAUAAACGAUGUGAUGUUUUCAUAACUUCUGACUUGGUGAUGCAGGAAAGGUCUUUUUAGUUUGAGGUAAGGUGUUAGCUUGAGUCCAGAUUCUAGACUAGUCUGAUUUUGUGACAAGUUUCAUUAUAUUUUCUUUCAUUCUUUUAGUACUUCUUGAUAUAAUUUUUUCCAUCACCUUUAGUUGUUACUUUACAAAGUGUUUAUUUGUCUUACCUGAAUGCUCAUGAAUCCUAUUUUAGGUAUAAGUUAGUUGAUUUGCUUAACAGUAUAUGGUAGAGAGAUGAUUAUGGUUGGAACUUGGGAGAAGGAUAUUAAAAGAAAAUUUUGGGGGAGUUUCACUCACUAAGUAGGUGUAUGUUCUUCUUUUCCCUUAAAACAAAGCUCAAGUACAAUUGAAUCAACACAAAUUUAACUUGCAGUUGAAAUCUCAAAGAAGAUUUAAAAUAAAUGAACAUCUUUAUGUUUCCUAGGUUGCAUAUCUGAAUCCUUCACAUAUUGGAAUACUUCCUUUCCUUGUAUCUUCAGUAGCCAGAUUUAUUGUCAAUCCGAAUACUGCUGUGUUGACAACCAGUGAGAUCCUAUUUUGGGUAAGUGAUAACUGCCCGAUACUUAAUUCUAAGUAGGGUUCUUAAAGAAACUACAUGCCUGUCUGUUUUAAAGCUCAAGUAAUAAAUCCUUUUGGGAUAUAGCUGGCUACUCUUUCCUACUACAACUGUGACCGUCAACCAACUAAUAAAAGGAUUCUUAAAUUGCAUGUAUAUCGUGCUCAAAACUAUUACAAAAUUGGACAGAAACAGAUGUAAUUCCAAAGCUGGAUUAUCUUGAACUGACAUAAACUAUAGUUCAUUAGCUGCCUGUCUUCAAGUUGAAGAAAAAGGAGCCAAGAUGCAGAAAAAAGGUUUGCCGGCUUGCUGAUAAUAGUCAAUUUGCUUAUUAUGUCUACUUAGUUGGCAGUGUGAUGGUGUAGGUUUUGGCAUCCUUACAGCUCAUACUAGAUUUCAACUAUUUUUGGUCCUUUUUUGUCUUAUUAAUUUUUGAUAGACUAUGUAUAUGCUUAGUACAUAAAUAUUUUGAUGCCUCGUAUCUUGUUAUGAACAAAUCUUUAUACACAAGAAAUUAGAUGGAACUCUUUAGACGCCUCAUUUUUUUCAAUGAGGACAUCGGAGAUAUAUUUGAUUGAAUUUUUUUAUUGAAGUUUUUGAACUGCUGAAAUUAGUACAUCGAGCAAUUCUCAUCACUUCCCAUCGAUCAUAUUCAAUUUAUCAGGGUUGCUAUUGUGAUUUUUCUUUGUUUUUCCAAGGAGUUUUCCCUUACCCCAGUUAGUCUUUAUAUUGUAUUGGAAUUUCUAGGGGUUUUCUAGAACAAGCAUUCACGUAUUGAGAUAUUCUGCAUGUACCAGCAAAGACAUUUCAUGCUGACACGUUGUCAAGACUCGAUACAGAUUGGGACAUUUUGACACCAUGUCAGGGUUACACUAACUUACAUACUUUGUUAUUCCAAAUUGACCAUACUACGUAGAAAUCGAGCAGAUUUUGUUUACUGGCCAAUAUAACGCCACAAAUUUAUACUUCUAGCACAUGUUUUGUAAAGUCUAGUGCUUCAGACAUUGUUGAAGAGCAAAGGGUAAUUGCCACACUGCCAAUUCCUUCCAAUGUCUCCCACCGGAAAGUAAGUGGGAUCAAGGAAAACACCUAUGUUGCUACAACCUGCAGUAAUACAGAAUUCCAACAAUCAAUGAAGGACCUAAAUGAGAAAAUUGGAGUGGUAAAGGAAGAUAUCAAAGUAAGAACACAGAAAACCACAGAGAAGUUAUAUAGGACAGUUGAUGAUGUUUGGACAGAAGCUGAAACAGUAUCAAAGAAGGUCUCUGAAAAUGUGAGAGAGCAGUUAUCAGCUGCUAAAGAAGAGGUCAAAGACACGCUCGGACUUGGAAAGCAGGAGCCGUCUACAUCGUCCAAUUCAUCAAGCACUUCCAGUCCAAAUGAUGGAAGCACACCAACAUCAGAAGCAGAGAAAUUUCAAAAUUUUAAAGCUAACAGUAACGAAGAAUCAUCUGGAGAAACAGAAACACUGUUUGGCAAGUUCAAGUCCACAGUUUCAUCAACUUCUCCUACAGUCUCCCAAGCAUUUCGGAAAUUGACGGAAGCAAAGAUCACAAACUUAGCUAGGAAAGGAUAUGAAAUAGUAAAAGAUGAGCUGAGCUCUAACCAAACCAGGAAAAAGCGCAUGCAGUAUGCUUCUGCUUCUGUUUCAUCUGAACCAAGAAGCACAAGAACUGAUAUAGUUGUUGUUCCUACAAAAAAAUCAAUUUUAGGUGAGAAAUGGGAGGCAUUUAAGAAGAAGAUGCAUGACCAUCCUAUUUUUAAGCACGUUAGUGGCUACAGCCAACCAGUUGUAACAAUGGGACAAGAGUUAGCGGAGGACAUGCGAGAGAGGUGGGAGACAAGCGACAGUCCUGUUGUUCACAAGAUUCAAGAUUUGAAUGAAACUGUUUUUGGAGAAACUGCAACUGCUCUGUCUUUCAAGGAAAUUCGACGCCGAGAUCCAUCUUUUUCGCUGCCAGACUUUGUUGCUGAAGUUCAAGAAAUGAUCAGGCCUGUUCUGACUGCUUAUUUCAAGUGUGAUGUUGAAACUUUGAAGAAGUAUUGCAGUCCUGAAGUGAUUGAACGAUGUAAGGGAGAGCGAAUGGCUUAUGAGAGUCAAGCCAUGUUUUUCGAUAACAAGAUUCUCCACAUUUCUGAGGUUGAUGUUCGGGAAACUAAAAUGAUGGGUUCCUCUCCUAUAAUUAUAGUAGCUUUUCAAACACAGCAGAUCUACUGUGUGCGUGAUAGAGAAGGCUCAAUAACAGCUGGUGGAAAGGACACAAUCCAGACUGUAUAUUAUGCAUGGGCUAUGCAGCAAAUGGAUGCCGAGGAGCUUGGAGAAGGAGCAUACUACCCACAAUGGAGGUUACGAGAAAUGCAGCAACUGGGGGUUCAAUCACUUAUCUAGGAUUGACCACCGUCGUACCAUGGUCCCAAGGUGUUUUCUCGGGCGUUGGCUGCUUCAAGAGAAUCUAUGACCAUUUCAGUUUAACCAAUCUCUUAGGAGAAGGUGCCAUUUUUCCGUAUACAGAUGAAGCGAACCUCUGAAAAAAUCACCUUAAAAUAAUUGUUUUCUUCAUCAUGGUGGGUUGUUUUGAGGAGGAAGGCUAUUCUUUUUCUUUGUAAUAUGAUCAGCAAAAUUUGAUACCCAGAGGGUUCAUAGUGGUGUAUAAUGUACUAGUAAAAUUGAGCUGCUGAUUCCAAUUUUGUUUUCA